Arabis nemorensis is the source of this 8127-nucleotide messenger RNA. The record is from the annotation of a GenBank genome assembly. Lineage: Eukaryota; Viridiplantae; Streptophyta; Magnoliopsida; Brassicales; Brassicaceae.
AUGGCGAGCGACAAUAAUCUCUGGAGCUUGGUUCGCGAACUCCGUCAACGCGUCGCCGCAUCCUCCUCUACUCCGGCAAACAACCUUCGUCACUCUACCGGAGACGACGACGAUGCUCUUGAGAUUCGAUUUCGGGCUGUAAUCCCAAAUCUUUUGAAUACCUACGUCGUUCCUUCUCUCGGCAAUGGAAGGGAAGUUACAGCUGUUCUAAAGCUUGUUGGUCACACAGCAAGGAAUAAUCCAGGAGUUUUCUAUCACGGAAAUCCUGCUGCUAUUUUCCCUGUGAUUAGUCAUAUUAUGCCCUUCUUUGCAGAACCAGCAUUUGUUCCUGGGCAUGGAGUAAUACUUGAAACUGUUGGAUCUCUCUUGAUGUUGCUACGUUCCAACACAAGGGAGGCGUACAAGAUGUUCUUCCAUGACGCUAUGCAGGCCAUUAUAGAUAUGCAACCCAUUACAUCACUUCAUUCCAAUGACCCGGAACUCUGUGUAUCUCACAUUCCAUUUAGGGGUUUCUGUAUGUCCUUUUCUGCAAUCUGGGGUGAUUCUUCUCAUCUCUGUGAUCUGCCAGAUACUAAUAAGCCCAGAGAUGGGGAUGGUCUUGUGUUGAAUGUAUUGGGAGCCAAACGAUGGCAACCUUUUGCUACUUGUAUCAUUAAACUCAUCUGUAAAUGCCUAACUGAGGGGACACUCUACGUCGAGGGUCUCAUCCAUACAUCAUUUGUUAAGGCUGCUUUUUCUUUAGUAUGCUUUGGUGGUGCAGAUGUGCAGAUGGCAUGCUUUGAAUUUGCUUCUCUUGUCGGAUCAAUCAUUAGUUUCAACAUCCUCCCUCAUGUGAAAUUGCUACAGUCAAUCAUCCUCCUUUUAAGUGCAGAUGAAGAAGGACUUCCUGUGUACAGGAACGCGAUUUAUGAUUCUGCCAUCGGACGCUGCCUUACGGCAGUGUAUUCCAACUGUUCUGAUGUCGCUGUCAAACUUACUGCAGAAAGUUUAGUGUUUGUAUUUCCUCAUGCAUUACAGAGAACAAAGAGUGAGGAGCUUAAGGCUUCCCUGUGCAGUGCAUAUGUGCGGAUUGUGAAUUCUUGUCCUCCUCGAAUCUGGAAGCUACAUUGCCUUCUAGAGUUGCUUCACCUUUCAGAACCUUGUUUUCACUUGAUAGAAUGUUUUAAAGCAGUUUUUUUUGUUCUUGGACCUGAUUUUGUUCGAGGUGAGACAACCAAAGGCGGUAGUCAUACAUCAGCAGCAAGUGAUAUACUUGUCCAAGGUAUUCACGUUGGAAAAAAAAGACAUAUUGAGGAUGGAAGUACCUACAAAAGGAAGCGCCAGAAAGUUGGUGCUGAUACUCAAAAAGGGGUUUACUUUGCUUCUGAAGUUGUCCAUGAGACUGAUGGAAAAGAUGAUGCUAGUCUGCGUGAGAUGAUUAUUUCAACUGUAGAAUCUUUAAAGCCUCCACCUGCUGGACCUAGUCUGUUACGGCCUGAAAUUUCAAUAGUGGCACUUAGCAUGCUGACCGAUGCAUUUGUUUCUUGUCCCUGGACUGGAAUGACUUAUAGCUUGUUUCACCAGAUGUAUGCCUGGAUUCCCUGGAUAGCUGAGCAGGUUGAGAAAAAAAAUCCUAUCAUAUUCGAUAUUUCUACUUACUUGGAAGGAAUUCACAAUGUGCUGCUCGUGCCUGAUUUGGAUUUACAAUAUGAAUAUACAAGUAAGGGGAAUUAUUUGAAUGCCAUACAAGUCAUACUGAAGCUUCCUUGGACGCACUUUCUGCUGUUUAAGAAGCCUAGCUCUCUAUUUAAGUCUAAGUGGUUAUCUGUGGGGAUAUGGGCAAAGCUUGGCUUACGUGACGGGAGUGGUUUUGAUAUCUUCAACAUGGCUAUUUCUGAUGAUUUUGAACAAGUGCGAGCUGUCGCUGUUAUCUCCAUGCCACUCAAAGUUCUUUUCUCUGAUCUUGAUGCUCUUCCUCAUAUAUUCCAAAGGCUGGAGCAUCUGUUGAAAGAAGAGCAUUUGAUGGUUAAGAAGACCAUUCCUCAGUCUCUUGGCUUCUUAUCGUGCCUAUAUGGAUCAAGUACUACUGGCUCAGAAAAAACUGCAUGCUAUUUAAACCUACAUGUAGAUAUAAAGAAAGACGAGACUCUGAAUUGUCUACUUCAAGGAUUCCAAUGUUCAAAGUGUGAUAAAUUUAUCAAAAGCAAAGAUGAGAAGAAUUUCAGAAUCAUAGAGACUCCGGAGAUGGUGAAAAUGGAAAUGGAUCAUCAUCGUGAAUACUCUAACCUUCAUUCAUUAUAUUUUCGUCUUCUCUAUGAUGAGUCUUCUGAAGAGACUCAACUAGCCUGUGUGGCAGUAAUACGAAGAAUCCUUGGCCACACAGCCCCAGAUAUUCUGGUCAGAACAAGGUCUCAAUGGAUAAGAUGCCUUCAAUAUCUGUUACUUCAUGUAAAUACAGAUGUAAGGGAAGCAUUCUGUGCCCAGAUUGGUAUCUUUGUACAGCAUCCUAUCCUGAGCUGUUUGUUUCUUGAUGAAGAUGCUACGGAGAAAAGUUGCGAAAGGAAUUUCUUUAAUCUGAUUGAGCAUGCUCUAGCUAAAGCUAAGGAUCUUCUUGUCAUCCACACUCUCAUGGAAACGACGGCUGAAGUUAUGGGAGCUGUUGAUAUUACCAGUGAGCUUUUCUUGUUUUCUCUUUUCUUGCUGAUUGAUCAGCUUGAUCAUCCAAACUUGAGCGUCCGAAUAAUUGCGUCAACGUUAAUAAAUCGGUCAUGCGACAUCCAUGUGAAAGGGGGAUUUGCGAUGCUACUUUCCGGAGCUGCUCAUGUUCAAAAUGAGUUGUUUGAUAAUCUCUCUGGCAGGCUGACCAGCCGCCCAAAUGUGGUAAGGGAAUUUGCAGAGGCUGUUUUGGGUGUUGAAACUGAAGAACUUGUAGGGAAAAUGGUCCCUGUUGUUCUUCCUAAGCUCUUGGUAUACUGGCAGGGAAAUGCUCAAGCUGCCAAUACCUUGAAUGAACUGGCCAAGUUAUUAGACACAGAUGUGGUACCUCUAAUAGUAAAUUGGCUACCCAGAGUUCUUGCUUUUGCUCUGAAUCAGAAAGAAGAGAAGAAUCUGCUCUCAGUUUUGCAAUUGUAUCACUCACAUAUUGGUUCUGACAACAAAGAAAUAUUUGCUGCUGCAUUACCUGCACUCUUAGACGAGCUCGUUUGCUUUGUGGACAUUGCUGAUACACCCGAGACAGAUAGACGGCUACAGAGACUGCCUGAGGCAAUAAAGAAAAUCUCAAAAGUUUUAACAAAUGCAGAAGAUCUUCCUGGAUUUUUACAAAACCAUUUUGUUGGACUCCUUAACAGUAUUGACAGAAAAAUGCUUCAUGCAGAUGAUAUUUUCCUUCAAAAGCAAGCAUUGAAGCGUAUUAAGCUGCUCAUUGAGAUGAUGGGCCACUAUCUCAGCACAUAUGUGCCAAAGCUUAUGGUUCUCCUAAUGCAUGCCAUUGACAAAGAUGCACUUCAGAGCCAGGGUCUCUUGGUCUUGCAUUUUUUUACAGAAAAGUUGGCUGCCAUAUCGCCAUCUAGCAUAAAGCAUGUGAUUUCUCAGGUUUUUGCGGCACUUAUACCCUUCUUAGAGAGGGAGAAGGAAGGUCCCCAUGUUCAUCUAGACCAAGUAGUGAAAAUUCUGGAAGAACUUGUUUUGAAGAAUAAAGAUAUACUAAAGCAGCACAUCUGUGAGUUUCCCCUCUUACCAAGCAUACCUUCUUUAGCAGAAUUGAACAAUGCUAUUCAAGAAGCACGUGGAUUAAUGAGCCUGAAGGAUCAGUUACGGGAUAUUGUAAAUGGUAUGAAACAUGAGAACCUGAAUGUUAGGUACAUGGUGGCAUGUGAGCUAAGCAAAUUGCUGUAUAAUAGAAAUGACGAAGUUGUUGCAUUGAUUGCCGGUGAACUUAUUUCAGACAUGGAGAUCUUGAGCUCUUUGAUCACAUCUUUACUACAGGGAUGUGCAGAAGAAUCACGAACUACAGUAGGUCAGAGGUUGAAGUUAGUUUGUGCAGAUUGUCUUGGAGCAAUAGGUGCUAUUGACCCCGCCAAAGUGAGAGUUGCUUCAUGCAACCGUUUUAAAAUCCAAUGCUCAGAUGAUGAUCUUAUCUUUGAGCUCAUUCACAAACACUUAGCAAGAGCUUUUAGAGCUGCACAGGAUACAAUCAUUCAAGACUCAGCUGCUCUUGCCAUACAGGAAUUACUAAAGAUUGCUGGUUGUGAGCCAUCAUUAGCUGGGAAUGUUGUCUUUGCGCCACAGGAACGCGUGCAACUCAAUGUAUCUGGUUCUAGAAGAUCUGGAGGUAGCAAUGAAGUGAAUGAUAGGGGACGAAAACUAUGGGACCGGUUCUCAAAUUAUGUUAAAGAACUAAUAGCUCCCUGCUUGACUUCAAGGUUUCAGCUUCCAAAUGUGUCUGACCCUGGAUCAGCUGGACCAAUUUAUCGGCCUUCUAUGUCAUUCAGAAGGUGGCUAUCCUACUGGAUAAAGAAAUUGACAGCACAUGCAACUGGAUCCCGUGCAAGCAUAUUCGCUGCUUGCCGAGGCAUAGUGAGACAUGAUAUGCAAACUGCUACUUAUCUCUUACCAUAUUUAGUUCUGGAUGUUGUUUGCCAUGGGACUGAGUCAGCGCGGCUUAGCAUUUCGGAAGAGAUCCUUUCUGUUCUUGAUGCUGCUGCAUCAGAAAAUAAUGGGGUGACAAUAAACAGCUUUGGUGUUGGUCAGAGUGAAGUUUGUGUUCAAGCUGUUUUCACGCUUCUUGAUAACCUUGGGCAAUGGGUUGAUGAUGUGAAGCAGGGAGUAGCACUCUCAUUGUCUCUGCAGUCAUCAGGCGGUAGGCAAGUAGCACCCAAAUCAAAAGACCAGGUUUCAACUUCAACAACAGAACAGGAUCAACUUCUUCUACAAUGUAAAUAUGUGUUGGAGCUUUUGCUUGCUAUUCCCAAGGUGACCCUUGCUAGGGCAUCAUUCAGGUGUCAAGCUUAUGCCAGGUCAUUGAUGUACCUCGAAUCCCAUGUACGAGAAAAGUCAGGUUCCUUGAAUCCCGCAGCUGAGAAGACAGGCAUCUUUGAAAAUGCUGAUGUAUCUUCUCUGAUGGGAAUAUAUAGCUGCCUUGACGAGCCUGAUGGUCUUGCGGGCUUUGCAAGUUUAAGCAAAUCAUUAAGUUUGCAAGACCAGUUGUUGAUAGAUAAGAAAUCUGGUAACUGGGCAGAAGUUUUUACUGCAUGUGAACAAGCUCUUCAGAUGGAACCAACAUCAGUUCAAAGACACUCAGAUGUUCUUAAUUGCUUACUUAACAUGUGCCACCAUCAGACAAUGGUCACUCAUGUUGACGGACUGAUUUCCAGAGUACCUGAGUACAAGAAAACGUGGAGCACACAAGGUGUACAAGCUGCAUGGAGACUUGGAAAGUGGGACUUGAUGGAUGAGUAUCUUGGUGGAGCUGAUGAAGAAGGUCUACUCUUCAGCUCAGAUAGUAAUGCCUCUUUUGACAGAGAUGUCUCAAAGAUUCUCCAAGCAAUGAUGAAGAAGGAUCAAUACUCUGUAGCUGAGAGAAUAGCCAUUUCCAAACAAGCUCUCAUUGCUCCUCUAGCUGCUGCAGGCAUGGACUCCUAUACACGAGCAUAUCCUUUUGUUGUCAAACUUCACUUGCUAAGGGAGCUAGAGGACUUCCAGGUGCUUCUUAAUGGGGAUUCAUAUUUGGAGAAAUCAUUUAGUACAAGUGAUCCGGUGUUUUCAAAAGUAGUAGAUAACUGGGAGAACCGGCUCAGGUUUACUCAAUCAUCAUUGUGGACAAGGGAACCUCUCUUAGCUUUCCGAAGGUUUGUCUUUGGUGCCUCUGGGCUUGGUGCUCAAGUUGGGAACUGUUGGCUUCAAUAUGCAAAGCUUUGCCGUUUGGCUGGUCACUAUGAGACAGCUCACAGGGCAAUUUUGGAAGCUCAAGCUUCUGGUGCACCUAAUGUUCACAUGGAAAAGGCGAAACUUCUUUGGAUCACUAAGCGUUCGGACAGUGCCAUUAUAGAGGUACAACAGUCUCUCCUGAAUAUGCCUGAGGGAGUUGUUGACUCCAAGGUAUUUUCUUCAAUCAAUAGCUCAUUGAUGGCUUCCCGAAAUCUCGAGCCAACAGUUCGUAGCACACAAUCUUUCAGUGACAAGAAAGAUGUUGCAAAGACUCUUCUUUUGUAUUCCAAAUGGAUCCAUUGCAGUGGGCAAAAACAAAAGAAAGAUGUUUUAAAUCUUUAUACCCAAGUCAAAGGAUUGCUGCCCUGGGAGAAGGGAUAUUUCCACUUGGCUAAGUAUUAUGAUGAACUAUAUGCUGAUGCAAGAAAGUGUCAACAAGAGAGUUUUGUGUUGAGCUCUGCAGGCAACAAAAAAGGUUCUGUCUCGUCGAACUCUGGCACUGAGAAAGCAGGGUGGGAUUACCUAUUACAGGGAAUGUACUUCUAUGCUAAGGGACUUCACAGUGGGCACAAGAAUCUCUUUCAAGCACUUCCGAGGUUGUUAACACUAUGGUUUGACUUUGGUACUGUCUAUCAGACAAGUGGUGCAGCAGUAAAUAAGGAACUGAGAAGUAUUCAUGUGAAGAUGAUGGCUUUAAUGAGGGGCUGCUUAAAGGAUCUGCCAACCUAUCAAUGGUUGACUGUGUUGCCUCAGUUGGUUUCUAGAAUCUGUCACCAGAACAAGGAAACAGUACAAAUGGUUAAGAAGAUCAUUAUUUCUGUUCUACAUCAAUUUCCUCAGCAAGGGCUCUGGAUUAUGGCAGCUGUUUCUAAAUCUGCUGUUCCUGCUAGGAGGGAAGCAGCUGCAGAAAUCAUACAAGGUGCAAGAAAAGGUUUUAACCAAAGUGACAGAGGCCACAAUCUGUUCGUUCAGUUCGCUAGUUUGACUGAUCAUUUAAUUAAACUGUGCUUCCAUGGGGGACAACCAAGAUCCAAGAUUAUCAAUAUAGCGACUGAAUUCAGUGCCUUGAAAAGAAUGAUGCCGCUGGAUAUCAUCAUGCCAAUUCAACAAUCUCUUACCAUUAGCCUACCAGCAUUCGAUAUGAACAAUAAUGAACGAAACUCUGCCAGUGUCUUUUCUGGUUCAGAUCUACCAACUAUUUCUGGUAUAGCUGAUGAAGCCGAGAUACUUUCAUCCCUUCAGCGCCCAAAGAAGAUCAUUCUGCUCGGAAAUGAUGGUAUUGAGUAUCCAUUCCUUUGCAAGCCCAAGGAUGAUCUCAGGAAAGAUGCUCGGAUGAUGGAGUUUACUGCAAUGAUAAAUCGCUUACUAUCCAAAUAUCCUGAAAGCAGGCGAAGGAAUCUAUAUAUCCGCACCUUUGCAGUAGUUCCUCUGACUGAGGACUGUGGUAUGGUGGAGUGGGUUCCACAUACACGUGGACUCCGCCAUAUUCUACAAGAUAUAUACAUUUCUUGUGGGAGGUUUGAUCGGCAGAAAACAAAUCCGCAAAUUAAAAACAUAUAUGAUCAAUGUGUUGGUAAAGAGGAGCAUGCGAUGCUGAAGACCAAGAUCCUCCCUAUGUUCCCUCCAGUUUUCCAUAAAUGGUUCUUGACAACGUUUUCUGAACCAGCUGCUUGGUUUAGGUCACGUGUAGCCUAUGCUCACACCACAGCAGUUUGGUCCAUGGUUGGGCACAUUGUUGGACUUGGUGACCGUCAUGGAGAAAAUAUACUCUUUGAUUCUACUUCAGGUGAUUGUGUUCACGUAGACUUCAGUUGCUUAUUUGACAAAGGCUUACAACUGGAGAAGCCUGAGUUGGUGCCAUUCAGAUUGACCCAGAACAUGAUCGAUGGUUUAGGCAUCACAGGAUAUGAGGGCAUCUUCAUAAGGGUAUGUGAAAUCACUCUCACAGUGCUGAGAACGCAUAGGGAGACAUUGAUGAGCAUCCUGGAGACCUUCAUCCACGAUCCUCUUGUGGAGUGGACAAAAUCACACAAAUCAAGCGGGGUAGAAGUUCAGAACCCACAUGCUCAGCGGGCCAUAAGCAGCAUCGAAGCCCGCCUACAAGGGGUGGUUGUUGGUGUUCCCCUACCGGUAGAAGGUCAGGCUCGCCGGUUGAUUGACGAUGCAGUCUCACUUGAGAAUCUUGAAAAGAUGUACAUUUGGUGGAUGCCCUGGUUCUGA